CUCACAGUCAAUAUUGAGCUCACCGGGGAAGGUCGCGUCCUUCGGCGUCGGAAGUGAAAUUUCUGUGAAAGAUGGCGGCGCGCAGGGUGUACGGCAAGAUUAAACAAAAUGCCUUGCUCCCCGAACACCUGCUGCAGGACACCCUGACUAAGGUCCCCCCAGCUUCCUCGUCGCUAUACCCUCCUAUCGUAGCGUCCCUUACUGCUAAAAGCAAAUCCUCUAAGCGCCGCCGGUUAGAGGAGCACUAUAAACGGGUGCAUGCUCUCACUAAUAUCCCGGAGAAACUGAAACUCAUCACCGGCCUCCAGCGGCUCAAAUACGUGCUAUAUCCUCAGACAUUCGCUCUGAACGCCGACCGCUGGUACCAGCAUUUCACAAAAACUGUUUACCGGCCUGGGCUACCGGAGAGAGGGACUAGCAUAGGGGCUACCACUCAAGGGACACCAUGGGACCAGGAGCAGCUGAAGGCAAUGGUGUGCGAGGCUCUCCUGCAGGAGUAUUUCUAUGCCAAGAAAGGCAGAACCUACCUGUACAGGAGGCAGGAGGUGUCAGCUGCCCCCUUUCUGACCAGCCUGGCAUCGAUACUGAGCACUCAGUGUGCCAAGUAUAAUCCAGUGCUCUUCCAGUCUAGCCUGGGUAAGUACUGGUUUAUUGCUGCCAGGGUAUUGACCACUAAAUCUCCUUGAAGUUGCCAUUCAACCUUUUUUAAAUGCGUUGGUUAAAAAAAAAUAACCUACUUGAGACAUUUACACGAUUACUGUUAUUUUUAUAUAUUACAAAAUAAACUCUGAGUAAUUACAACUGAUUCUACAAUAUAUGUGCAAUGCUACAAAAGCCAAGUAAAAAACAGGAGGUGGUAACCUGGCUACCAACUUCUUGGUUUUUACGUGGCUUUUAGCUUUGUCCAUAUAUUCUGUUUUAUUGAGAUAGAGAUAGAUAUAUAUAUGUAAAAUUUUGUGCCAGUUUUAGAGCUGUAUUAAGAAGCUAAUCCUCAUGUUUAUCUCUUCUUUAUUAGCUAGGAUUGGUUUUUCUUUGAUAUAUUUUAGCUUUAUUACAUCUGAUUCAAAGUGUAUUAUUAAAACAUUGCCUGUGUAGUGUUUGUGUAGAACAUGAUCUGCCUCUUAUUUUUAUUUUAUUUUUUUUCAAGCUUAUCACAUUUUCAGUCACAAUUCUAUCUCAUGUCAUAAUAGUAAAUGGGCAGAUGCUGAACAGGGGACAGCACAAGGGGUUAAAGACUGCACCACAGGGGUAGUCCUUGACAGAGGGGGAAGCUAUAGUGCCAGGAAGACAAGUUUGUUUUCCUGGCACUAUAGUUUCCCUUUAUGUGGGAUUUCAGAGUAACUACAAAGUUAAUUUCCUAUAUUAGGCCAAAGUAGCUUAAUGAGAGAACUAACAUAAUUUUUCUUGUUCAGCUAUUGUAACCUUAAAUUUUACAUUCACUUUCCAUUCACCUUGAAUUCACACUUUAGUGAAUAACUUUUUUUGUUUUUAUUGGAAAAUAGUGCCAUCCAUCUUUGGGUUUUGGAGACUGUAAACAUUUUCCUAUUCACUUCACUUUUUUUUUAUUUUUUUUUAUUUUAUUAAGCAAGUUACAAAAUACAGUAAAUAUACUUUUUUUUUUUUUCACAUAGAUGUAAAACCAGAGGUAAACUUUUACUGGCUUCGUGGAGAGACCAAGGUUCCCCGUGGACACAGAAAAGGUUGUAUUGAUCCUGUGCGAUUUCAGAUUGAUGAUAAGCCACUUGUCCAGAUCAGAAUACCCAAAGCUCUUGCAGAAGUAAGACCUUUUGAGAAAAUGUAUAUUAAAUUCUUUAAAGAUAGUGUGUUUUUUUUUUUUUUUUAAUUAUUUUUAUUCUAAAUUUAAAAGCUGUGAAUGAAAAGCGAGUACUUUCUUGGAGAUGAAAUCAUAUUUUUUUUUAAUUACGGUAAGUAAAUCUAGUGCGAUUCUCUUUAUCACAAGAUGGUAAAUUUACUUCACACCUCUAUGCAUUCUUUCCAGAAUGUUUCCCUCCGUGUCAUUUGUUCUCCCCUCAAUAUUGUUUAGCUCACUUUUAAAGUAUUAAGACUUUUUCUAUAGAAGUAAAUUCUUUAAAGCUAGUAGCAACCCUAGCUUUCAACGGUAGUGUACAUUUGGGGUCUAUGGAAUCCUAAAUAAGGAUGAAGCACACAAAUGUAAAUCAUUAACACAUGUAAUUCAAAAUUGAAGUACUAAUGAUAUUUGUUGACUUAGAAUACAGCAGUGUUUCAUUAUUAUUUAUGAUGUAUCCAAAAGAACAGCUCCACUUCUUUCCAUGGUACUGGACUGUUGUGUUUUUAUUGAUGCACAAUAAAAAUUUUGUGGUGGCAUGUAACUUGCUAUUGUGUACAUAUUUAAUUAAUUUUCUAUCUGUAACCUACCUAAAACAUGCUGGUGUAGGGUGUGAAUGUUUAUCAUGCGCACGCAUAUAUUGGCAAAAUAUUGUUUAACCUUUUUUUUUUUUUUUUUUUUUUAAGUUUGUUCCCCUAGACAGUGUUGUACCAGAAGAAGUGCCAGUUAUAAACUACGAGCCGAGUAGAUUGCCGUUAUUUAGUCGACAGUAUGAAAACAAAGUUUAUAUAGGUAAAUUCUUUAUGAUGGUAAUCUUUUCAGUGACAUGAUAAAAUAUUUGUGUAUUAUGUAAUUUAUUUUAUGAUCUUUAACUUGGCAGACAUUAUAAGCAACCGUUAAGCAGCACUAAAAAUUGUUAUAUAUUGUUUGAAAUAAGUGUUUUAUUUUUAUUUUUUUUGAUAGCUGACCUACAAAGACGUUGCCAGCCUCAGUGUAGUAGACUCCAAACAUUGCUAUCAGACUAACCAAAGAUUUAUCUGCAGAUACCCACAAUGAAAUAAUUAGCCAAGAAUUUGAAUAUUGCUUUCUGUUCUAGUAAUCUUAAACAAUUCAGUGGUGGGGGAAGUGCAAAGGAGAAUGCAAAAUAGUGUUAUUCUAUCAGUAAUUGGUCACUAACAAUAAUCCAGCACAACAUAAGCAAGGGAAAGCGAAAUUAAUAUCCCAUCAUGCUUUUCAGUUACAUCAUCAUUUGAAUAUUAUGAAUAGGCAAGUGCAUUGAUGAUGCUUAUAAAGAGCGGUGUUAUUAACCCCCUUAAGGACGGGACUGUUUUUGCGAUGUUGUACAUUUGCGACCAGGCAUCUUUUUACACUUUUGUGGUGUUUGUGUUUGGUGUAAUUUUCCGCUCUCUCAUUUACUGUUCCCAUACAAAUUAUAUAUUUUUUUCAGGAGAGAAAUGGCUUUCUUUACAUACCAUUAUUUAUAUAAUCUCAUUUAAUUUAAAAAAAAUUAAAAAAAUAUGAUGAAAAAUUGAAGAAAAAUGCAUGUUUUUUGACUUUUACUUGAAAAAUCUUUACGCGUCUACAAAAGCAAAUGAGAAAAAAACUGCUAAAUUCAAAAUUUUGUCCUGAGUUUAAAAAUACCCAGUAUUUACAUGCAUUUUUGCUAUUUUUUUUUGCAUGUUAUAGGGCUAGAAGUACAAGUAGGAUAUUGCGGUUUCAAAACAUACAUUUUUAAAAUUUUAUCAAUAGUGACAUUGUAACACUAUUAUCUGUCAUAAAUCUCUACUAUUAUCUGUAGACAACCCAGGGUAUUCAAUAUGGGGUAUAACCAGACUUUUUUAGUAGCCACUUAGUCGCAAACACUGGCCAAAUUUAAAGUUCAUAUUUGUUUGUGUGUGAAAAAACUAAAAAAAAAACAAAAACUAAAUUGAACGCUAAUUUUGGCCAGUGUUUGUGACGAAGUGGUUACUAAAAAAAGACUGGAUAUACCCCAUUUGCAAUACCUUGGGUUGUCUUCUUUUGCAAAUGGUAUGCCAUCAUGGGGGUAAUUCUCAUUCCUGGCUACCAUACGCUCUCAAAGGCAACGUAACCAACCUGGCCAUUUUCAAUGUAAAAAUAUUUGACCCUGUAACUUUAAAAACGCUAUGAAACCUGUACAUGGGGGUUACUGUUAUAUUCAGGAGACUUUGCUGAACACAAAUAUCAGUGUUUCAAAACAGGAAAACGUAUCACAACAAUAUCAUCCGUAAAAGUGCUGUUUGUGUGUGAAAAAUGCAAAAAGUCACUUUCACGGACAAUAUCAUCGCUGUGAUAUGUUUUACUGUUUUGAAUCACUAAUAUUUGUGUUCAGCGAAGUCUCCCGAGUAAAACAGUACCCCCCAUGUACAGGUUUUAGGGUGUCCUAGAACGUUACAGGGUAAAAUACAGUGCUAGCAAAUUAAAUUCUCUGGACUUUCGGCCUGGCUUGGCAGGCAGGUCCUUCAAAUUGCAAUCCAUAAAAUUACUUAAUUAUGUAGAAAUAUUACAUAAAUACGCAAGUAGAAAUUAAAUAUAUGCAUAUUUAUAUAUUUGAAGUCUAUGUGUAUAUUUAAUUAUGUAAUUUUGUAUAUGGAUAUAUGUAUAUUUCGUCUCUCUCUCUCUCUCUCUCUCUCUAGUCUAUUUUGAGAGAUCUCUCUCUCUCUCUCUAGUCUAUUUUGAGAGAUCUCUCUCUCUCUCUCUCUCUCUCUCUCUCCAUUCUAAGUCUAUUUUGAGAGCUCUCUCUCUCUCUCUCUCUCUCUCUCUCUCCUAAGUCUAUUUUGAGAGAUCUCUCUCUCUCUCUCUCUCUCUCUCUCUCUCUCUCUCUCUCUCUCUCUCUCUCUCUCUCUCUCCUAAGUCUAUUUUGAGAGAUCUCCUCUCUCUCUCUCUCUCUCUCUCCUAAGUCUAUUUUGAGAUCUCUCUCUCUCUCUCUCUCUCUCUCUCUCUAAGUCUAUUUUGAGAGAUAUCUCUCUCUCUCUCUCCUAAGUCUAUUUUGAGAGAUCUCUCUCUCUCUCUCUCUAAGUCUAUUUUGAGAGAUCUCUCUCUCUCUCUCUCUCUCUCCCUAAGUCUAUUUUGAGAUCUCUCUCUCUCUCUCUCUCUCCCUAAGUCUAUUUUUGAGAGAUAUCUCUCUCUCUCUCUCUCUCUCUCUCUCCUAAGUCUAUUUUGAGAUCUCUCUCUCUCUCUCUCUCUCCUAAGUCUAUUUUGAGAUAUCUCUCUCUCUCUCUCUCUAAGUCUAUUUUUGAGAUCUCUCUCUCUCUCUCUCUCUCUCUCUCUCCCUAAGUCUAUUUUGAGAUCUCUCUCUCUCUCUCUCUCUCUCUCUCCAUUCUAAGUCUAUUUUGAGGCUCUCUCUCUCUCUCUCUCUCUCUCUCUCUCUCUCUCUCUCUCUCUCUCUCUCUCCAUUCUAAGUCUAUUUGAGGCUCUCUCUCUCUCUCUCUCUCUCUCUCUCUCUCUCUCUCCAUUCUAAGUCUAUUUUGAGAGCUCUCUCUCUCUCUCUCUCUCUCUCUCCCCAUUCUAAGUCUAUUUUGAGAGAGCUCUCUCUCUCUCUCUCCCCAUUCUAAGUCUAUUUUGAGAGAGCUCUCUCUCUCUCUCUCCCCAUUCUAAGUCUAUUUUGAGAGAGAUCUCUCUCUCUCUCUCUCCCCAUUCUAAGUCUAUUUUGAGAGAGAUCUCUCUCUCUCUCUCUCCCCAUUCUAAGUCUAUUUUGAGAGAUCUCUCUCUCUCUCUCUCUCAAAAUACAGUUAGAAUAAAAUAUCAUAUAGAUAUAAAAACAUUUUUUUAAUUUAAAUUACUUAUUUGUAUUUUAUAUAUACAAUAUAUAGUUAUUAUAUAUACGUGUGUAAUUUAAUUAUAAGUGUAUUUUUAUAUUAAUAUAUGUACAUAUUAAUAUAAAUACUUAGUAUGACAUUAUAUAUAUAUAUAUAUAUAUAUAUAUAUAUAUAUAUAUAUUUUUUUUUUUUUAUUAUUAUUAACAUGUACCUUUAUUUUUUAUUUUACACUAGCAGGGAGACACAUGGACACCUAUUGUGACCAUGCGAUCGCUCUGUUGAGCGAUCACAAGGCCACAGGGGUCCUAAUCCGCCAUGGGGAGACUGUCUGGGCUGCAGGCAGUCUUCCCACACCGGGAGCACCGCCGAUCGUCACCGGGGGAACGACGGCGAUCGGGUAAGUACAUUUAACCGUUAGGACGGUUCAGGACUGUCACCGGUCGGCAACGCUAAAAUGCCGAUGAUGGUCCUGAACUGUCCUCGGUUUAAAGGGAUCCUAUAGUGCCAGGAAAAAAAAAGUGUUCGUGGCACUAUAGGCUCCUGGAGAGUCCCCCUCCCUCGGGGCCCCCCCUCCCAUGUGGCUGAAGGGGUAAAAACCCCUUCAGCCACUUACCUGAACCCAGCACUGAUGUCCCUAGGGUAAGGGUGGUUGUCCCAGGUCAGUGGGUCGCUUUGGUGUCAGGAGUAAGUGUAUUUAUCUUAAAAAGCAGCAUGAAAUUCUUCAGUAUAGAAAUAAAACAGGAUAUAGAGCUCUGUUAUAUAUAAAAAGAAAGUAAUAAAAGGAGGUAUACUCACAUAGGGAGAGCAAGCCAGGUUUUUCUCAAUCCCAUACAGCAUAGGUGUUGUAUUUGCCACCAAGGAAAUAAAAGGGCGAAUCCUCUAGAUAAAAUUUGCAAUGGUAACAUCAGGAAGGUCCAAUUUCAGUGAGAACUAAUUUUUUUUAUUAAAGGGAUACUCCAGGCACUCAGACCACUUCUGCCCAUUGUGAGGAUCUCCAGCGUCGCUGAAAUCCCCAUAGGAAACCAUUGAAUAAUGCUUUCCUAUGGGGAGGUCUAAUGUGCGUGCGGAGCCUGACCCAGCACCGAAGGACAUAGGCGCUGGACUCCGGUAAGCAACUUGGCAUGGGGGGUGGGAGGGAGAGGGAUACUACAGGGUCCUGCAGUGCCAGUAAAACUGUUUUCCUGGUACUGGAGAAUCCCUUUAAAGACAAUUAAACCAAAAUACAGCUAAAACGCUAAUGUGUUUCACCACAGAGGCUUUCUCAAAGUGUUCUUUCAUUUAAGUGACAUUUCCAAAAUGCAAAGAGCAGAAUUCACUAAAAUUCACUCUACUAUAAAAUGGAACUUUUUAUGAAUAAGGAAAAUAAUAUAAUGCUUGGUAUUAGUAAUGUAACGAUUUAUUAACAUUAUUUUAUGCCAUGCUUUGCAAUUUGGAAUUGCAGUCCUGUCUUUCAUGCCGCUCUCUGCUCAUCCUAAACUUACAGUAAUGCUAUACACUAUAAUUUGCAUGAUGCACAACAUUUUCAAGAAUACACAGUGUUUUUUGUUUUAUAUAUUACAGACCUUGGGAUUGUGAACAUGUACCUGUACUGUUUAACUGUACAAAUAAGUGCCAGAUAAUAAAAAAAAAAAAACUUGUAUCAUCUUAUCUUUAGGUUCCCAAGUAGAAGAUCUUUGUAAAUUUGGCCACACACAGAUUCAUCUGGUCCCAGAUAGAUUCACGAGAUUGCAACUAGAAAAAAGAAACCUUGCUGAUCAAAUUGAAGUUUUUCUUCGGUCCAAUGCUAUAGCCAGUCUGUUUGCAUGGACUGGAGCUCAAGCAAUGUAUCAAGGUAAAGCUAAAUAUCUAUUAUAGUUAACAUCUUAAUGACCAACAUCAUGCAAAACAUGACGUAAAGGGAUAACCUUUUAGCGGUUAAUAAAAUAAUUAUGACAACCUUUUUAUAUUACAUGGAGACCAUUAUCCUUUGCUCUCCAACUUGGUUACAUUGAUAAGGCAGAAUUAACAUGUCCACACUGGCAAUUGCUUCACCCUGAAAAACAUUGAUAGUCUGAGUGUGCUGGAAUAACAUGCCCUCGUUAAUCUCAGCCAGUAACUGGCAUGCAUGUUUUAUGAGUAAUAAUUUCAUACUGUCUGUUUCUGAUGUUGUUGGGGAACGUUGGUCAUUGACUGUAAUGUUUCCAAAUACAGAGAGAGUCGAGGCACACAGAUUUCAUCAUACUGCAGACUUUUUAUUAGAAUAAGAACAAAAUCACAAAGUUUUAACCAAUAUGGUUGACCUCUCUCACUACUCUCUGUAUGUGUAUGACCCUGUAGGUUUGUAGUACAUGGAUUCUUAUAUACCUCAAUUGGUCAUUGUGUAGCUUAUAAUUUUUAUUUUUUAUUUUUUUGUGAGUUUUGACUUCAUUGGUGUCCCUGUACAACUGAUAUCACAAGAUAAGCAUGGAAGGUGUCAUUAACUACAUUCAUAACGGAACACUGUGGGGUCAGGAAUGCAAACCUGUAUUCCUGACUCUAAAGUGUUAAAAAAAUCACUAUCUCCUCUCCCCCCUUAUUUUAAGUCUGCAAGCGAUGGCUCUGACCCCGAUCUGCCUCCUUGACAGGCAUUCUCAGAAGUGAUGAUCUCAGCCAAUCACAAUGAUUUCCCACAGGAAAGCAUUGGAUUGGCUGAGACCGUCAAGGAGGCGGACCGGGGCGCAGUGCAUAGCGUGGCGACACUGAAUGUCAGUGCUGCAUACUGUGCCACAUUGCCCCAGGUAGCACCUCCAGUGGCCAUCUGAGGAGUGGGCACUGGAGGUGUCCCUAGGGAGCAAUGUAAACAGCCUGCAGAGACUGACUACUCGCCAGAACAACUACAAUAAGCUGUAGUUGUUUUGGUGACUAUAGUGUCCCUUUAAAGUACUUAAUGUCUAAGUUAAAUGUUACUCUAGAGGAAUUCAAGCCUUGUAAUGUUUCAGCCAUAGAGUAAAAUGAAAAUUAUCCUAUUUACAGUUUGGCUUUGGUACCCUUUUGAAUAAUAUAAAGUUAACUAUUAUGUCUUUGCAGGUUUCUGGAGCCAUGCAGAUGUAACACAGCCCUUUGUGUCACAGGCUAUUAUUUCCGAUGGAAAGUAUUUCUCAUUUUUUUGUUACCAACUAAACACAUUGGCUUUGACUGUUGACACUGAUGUAAACAAUUCUCGCAAGAACAUUUGCUGGGGAACGCAAAGCGCCCCAUUGUAUGAAACCGUGGAAGGAGACAACAUCAAAGGAUUUAAUGAUGACGUCUUUAAGCAGCUGGUUCACUUCUUUCUUAGCUGCUCAAAUUAAAAAUAGUUUAUUAACUUAAAACAAAGAACCUGAAAUAUUAAGUGAUAUGACUCGGAUAUGUAUUUAUUUGCAUAUUAUCACAUGCAGUUACCUGUUGCAAAUAAAGUAAUGCAAAGUUUUAAUUUGGCUUAUUUCAUAAUUUUCUUUCUGAUAAGGGAUAGAGUAAUGAAUGCAAUGCAAAUUAGACAGGCAGGUGUAGAUCCGGUUAAAUCUAUUGUUUUUUGAAAAAUUUAACUAAUGGGUGUUGGGCAGAAAAAAACUGUACUUGUGAACUCAUACAGAUCUUGGAUAUUAAUAAAGUUAGAAUAGUUUCAUAUUUUUCACAUUUUCAUGUUGAGAAAGCAUUUGUAGACGCGAAACACGUCCAAUGUUUUCAUAGAUUUUUGUGUGUGUGACCUUUUUCGGCGUCACGAUGGCAACGAUGCUAGCGUCACGGAAAUGGGCGGAGCCAAUGCGGCACAUGCGCACACAAUCCGGUAGGACGCUGGUUUUCACACACAGCACCUGGGGUGAGUUAAAUUACAAUUAUUGCAUUAUAUGUGUGUGUGUAUGUAUAUAUUGUUUUUAAAAUGUAUUUGUGAUCCUAAUGAAAGUCCACAAGAUGUACUGAAACGUUGAUCUGUUUUAGACGUUGGAAUAAAAGUUAUAUUUUAUUGGAAUACCGAGAGUGCAACCAACUAUUUUUCUAUUUGGAUAUCUAAGCACCUGGUUUGGCAUAUUUUUGGAGCCUGAGUGCAAGUUACAGUCUAACUUAUAAAAAUUUUUUUUUUAAAUUUAUAUAAAAAUUUCCCCUCUACUCCCUCCUACAGGUACAUGGACUUUUUUAUUUAUUUUGUCUGUUCGUGAACAUCAGGUCUGUACGCGUAAGCCAUGUUCUCUUUUGUAUUAAUAAACCUGUACUAACAAAGGA
Molecule: messenger RNA, 9801 nt
Organism: Pelobates cultripes (western spadefoot toad)
Lineage: Eukaryota; Metazoa; Chordata; Amphibia; Anura; Pelobatidae
Source: the annotation of a GenBank genome assembly